This is a messenger RNA of Acanthosepion pharaonis, 2340 nucleotides long. The record is from the annotation of a GenBank genome assembly. Lineage: Eukaryota; Metazoa; Mollusca; Cephalopoda; Sepiida; Sepiidae.
AUGCAUUCAGUAAGAAAUCGUAGGCGGAACAGUUCUUUCGAUUCUCCUGAAGCUCUUCUCAUACUUGUUAAUACCCCCUACCUUUUCUCUCAUUUUUCUUUCGCUGCUCUUCUCAUACUUGUUAUUCCCCCUACCUUUUCUCUCAUUUUUCUCUCGCCGCUCUUCUCAUACUUCACACCUUCACAUUUCUGUUUCUCUUUCUUUCUCUCUAUUUCACGUGCUGCUGCUUCUCUCUCUCUCUCUCUCUCUCUCUCAUUUCUUUACCAAUUUACUUUCUUUCUCAUUUUAAUUCAUUCUUCCACACACUAUCUCGCUUUCUCCUUUUCCAAUGAACACUUUUCUUUCUCUUUUUUCUUCUUUCUCUGUCUUUAUACUUCAUUCCCUUUCCUAAUUCCUGAUAAUUUUUCUGUUUCCUACAGUAUCUCUAAACCUCCUCUGUAUUCUCGUGUUUAUCUUCCUCUUUCUCUCUUAUAUUUCUCCAUCUAUUUCCUGUUUGUAUAUUCCGCUUCCUCGCUCUUAUUUCCCCCCUCUAUUUCCUGCGCUUAUCUUCAUCCUCGCUCUUAUCCCUUUCACUAUUUCCCGUGUUUAUCUUUCUCUUUCUCACUCUUAUUUUCCCCUCUAUUUCCAGUGUUUAUGUUCCUCAUUUUUUCUCUCAUUCCCCUUACUAUUUCCAGUGUUUAUCUAACUUUCCCUCUCUUAUAUUUUCCCUCUAUUUCCCAUGUUUAUGUUCCUCUUUCUUGCUCUCAUUCCCCUUACUAUUUCCUGUGUUUAUCUUCCUCUUUCUCUCUUAUAUUUCCCUUUCUAUUCACCAUGUUUAUCUGCCUCUUUCUCUCACAUAUAUAUACCUCUAUUUCCCGUGUUUAUCUCCCAUUUCCUCGCUCUUCUUUCCCUCUCUGUAUUCUGCGUUUAUCUUCCACUUUCUCGCUCUUAUUUCCCCAUGUUUCCCGCAUUUAUUUUAUUCUUUCUUUCUUAUGUUUCCCCCCACUCUAUUUUCUGUUUUAUCUACUGCUUUCUCGCUCUCAUUCCCCCUAUUUACGUGUUUAUCUUACUCUUUUUCGAUAUUACUUUAUGUGUUUAGCUUCUUAUUUUGGGCUUAUAUAUCCUUUUUUUUCUCGUGUUUAUCUUCCUAUUCCUCGCUCUUAUUUCACCCUCUCUUUCUCUCUUAUAUUUCCGCCUCUAUUUCCCGUGCUUAUAUUUAUCUUUCUCACUCUUAUCCCCCCCACUCUAUCCCCGUUUAUCUUCAUGUAUGUCGCUCUUUUGCCCCCACUAUUGCCUAUGUGUAUCUCCCUCUUUCUCGCUCUUAUUUCCCUCCUAUUUACGUGUUUAUCUUACACUUUCGCGCUUAUAUUCCCCCCUCUUCUUUUUACCUUAUUUCCCGCUCUUAUCCCCCCAUUAUUUCCCGUGUUUUCAUUCCUCUUUCUCACUCUAAUUUUCCCUUCUAUUUAUCGUGUUUAUAUAUAUCUUCCUAUUCCCCGCAUUUAUCUCCCGUUUCUUCGCUCUUAUUUUUCUAUCUAUUUCUGCAUUUAUCUUCCUCUUUCUCGUUCUUAUUCACCCCCCACCCGCUAUUGCUCGUAUUUAUCUUCUUCUUUCUCGCUCUUAUUUGCCCCUCCAUUUCCCGUGUUUAUCUUCCUCUUUCUCGCUCUUAUACACCCCUUGUUUCACGUGUUUAUUACCUUCUUUCUCUCUUUUAUUUCCCACUAUAUUUUCUGCUUUUAUCCUCUUCUUCCUCGCUCUUAUUUCCGCUUAUUGCUCGUGUUAAUCUUCCUCUUUCUCUCAUAUAUAUAUAUAUACCCAUCUAUUCCCAGCGUUUAUCUUCUUUCUCGCUCUUAUUUCCAUCCUAUUUACGUGCUUAUCUUACACUUUCGUUCUUAUAUCCCACCCUCAUUUCUCGAGUUUAUCUUCUUUCUCGCUUUUAUUCCCCCCAUUCCUUCCUCUAUCACUCUCUUAUUCCAUUCCACUAUUAUUUAUUUAUAUAUACUUCACUAUACCCCGCGUUUAUCUUCCUUCUUCUCGCUCUUAUUUCCUUCUAUAUUUCCCGCAUUUAUCUUCCUCUUUCUCUCUGAUAUUUCCCUCUCUAUUUGCCGUGUUUAUAUUUCUCUUUCUCUCUCUUAUUUCCCUCCUCUUUCCCGUAUUUAUCUUGCUCUUUCUUGCUCUUUUUCUCACCACUAUUUCCUCUUCCUCUUUGUCACUCUUAUCCCCCUAUUUCUUGUGUUUAUCAUCCUUGACCUUUCGUUUUCAUUUCCUCCCUAUUUUUCAUUUUCGAUUUCCUCUAUCUCGCUCUUAUUCCCCCCCUAUUUACUAUUCUCUUUCUCCUUUCUUUUCUUCUCUUGCGCGUUUUAA